Physcomitrium patens is the source of this 2360-nucleotide messenger RNA. Its product is annotated as pyruvate dehydrogenase (acetyl-transferring) kinase, mitochondrial. Gene Ontology annotation, molecular function: pyruvate dehydrogenase (acetyl-transferring) kinase activity. The record is from RefSeq and is a predicted model, not a curated record. Gene Ontology annotation, cellular component: mitochondrion. Lineage: Eukaryota; Viridiplantae; Streptophyta; Bryopsida; Funariales; Funariaceae. Gene Ontology annotation, biological process: protein phosphorylation; regulation of glucose metabolic process.
ACUCGUUAGUAAAGAAGCAACUACCCUAGUCGCUUGGUUCUUCACUUCCAACGGGAAGUUGUUCGUCGUGAGACGCCAACGAUUGCAUGUCCUCCGGGUCAUGAGUGGACGUGGAGGGGCGAUUGAUUACGGGAUUGGAGCAAUGGCACCGUCAAGCGCACCGCCUUGUUCGCGUUGCAUAUGUUCCAUUGCCAUCAGCCUGGUUUGUUGUUAGCGAGUAUCGGUGCCCUCUGCAGCGGUGGCAGAGGUAGACCCGAGUUUUUAGUCCUUGCUCACGCACGUCAUGCCCGCAUUCCGCAGGACGAUUCACCGUGGAUAUAAAUCCGAGCCGAAGUGGACGUGUACUCUUUCGGUUUAGCGCUCAUAAGUCUCUUUUGGUGUAGCGAGGGGAAUCUACGAUACAAAGAGGAGUGCUCUGUUGACUUGGUUCUGUGUUGACACUUGCAAGGAUUGUGCAUGAAAUCAGUAAAUUUGUUGAAAGGAACGCCUUCAUCCUAAAUUUUCAUGGAACAAGACUGCUGUUCUUACACAAGAAAGGGUUUUGGAGGUUUUUCAGAGCCUCACACAUCGAACAUCGUAGUCCUAGCUGUUGUGUCUCGAUUAUUGUAGCUUAUUAUAUUUAGUCUUUACGGUUACAUUUCUUGGACAUGUUAUGGGUAAGCACACCUUUGUUUUUAACUUCUCAGGUUGCUUGUGUUUACUUUUAGCGUGUGUAGCAUGAACAUUCAGACUUAUUCCAAGGCCAAAAGAUUGUGGCCUUUAAGCAACCUUUUCCCUAGUGUAGGGAACCCUCAUCCUUUUUUAAAAUUCGCUUGCACAAGUUGAACUUAAAUCCUUGCAAUUUUCCGUUUGCUUAAGUAGUUAAAAUUGUUCGCCAUGACGGCUCGGGCUUUGCGGAGAUUGGUGGACACCGUUUCCAGAGAUGUAUUUGAGGAUAUUUACAGAUGUAGCGAAAUGAAGCAAACUGGGGUGAGUCUCAAGUACAUGAUGGAUUUUGGGUCCUAUCCAUCGAAGAAGAAUCUUCUUUUGUCGUCGCAGUUUCUGCACAACGAACUUCCUGUUCGCCUGGCUCAUCGAGUGACUGAGCUUGAGAAUCUACCUCACGGACUUUCUACCAAAGCCCCUGUCCUCAAAGUUCGUGAUUGGUACCUGGAUUCUUUUAUGGACCUUCGAAACUUCCCUGAGAUUCAAGAUAUGGAAGACGAGACAAGAUUUACUAAUCUUAUAACGAGGGUUAAAAUGCGGCAUAAUGAUGUUAUGCCUACUAUGGCAAUGGGAAUUCAGCAGUUGAAGGAGGAUUUGGGUCGCAAAGUCGGUCUAAACGAGAUUCCUGAAAUUCACCAAUUUCUUGACAGAUUUUACAUGUCACGAAUCGGUAUCCGAAUGCUUAUUGGGCAACAUAUUGCAUUGCAUAAUUCUCCUCCUCCCACCUACAUCGGCCUCAUCUGUACGAGUGUUUCUCCUGUGGAAGUUGCACAAAAUGCUAUAGAUGAUGCUCGAUCUGCAUGUAUGCGCACAUAUGGAAGUGCACCUGAAGUUCACGUUUAUGGAGAUCCAAAUUUUACAUUUCCGUACGUUCCUACGCAUCUACACCAAAUGCUGUUUGAGUUGAUCAAGAACUCUUUACGUGCAGUUCAAGAGCGUUUCCAAGAUGCUGACCAUGAGUGUCCUCCUAUUCGUGUUGUUGUAGCUGAUGGUAUUGAGGACGUUACAAUCAAGAUUUCGGAUGAAGGAGGUGGUAUUCCCAGGAGUGGGCUACCAAAAAUCUGGACGUAUUUGUACAGUACAGCGAAGAAUCCAGUGGUGCUUGAUCGGCAAGAUCAUGAGUUGCCUAAUGUUAUGGCUGGGUAUGGUUAUGGUUUGCCUAUCAGUCGACUUUACGCGCGUUAUUUCGGAGGUGAUCUACAAGUAAUAUCUAUGGAGGGAUAUGGUACUGAUGCUUACUUACACCUUAACAGGCUUGGAAAUGUUCAAGAGCCUCUGCCCUAGUUCAUAAAUGAGAUUAAAACGAGUAGUUUUGGGUCACUGAUAAUUGGUAGUUUUUAGGAGAUUCGCACAGUGAGUUGUCUUUUUCUCUUUUGGUUCUUUAAUUUCGAGCCUCAUGAUAGACCUAGCUUCUACCCACGUUCAUUUUUGUGAGGGACGGUUUUCACUUUCAACCACUACCUAUGACUCAAAAUGAAAGAGGCUUUUUCUUCCUGCGAAUUCUUCUAAUUGUUCCGCUUUAGUAAUACCAGCAACAGAAUCAUCGUCUCAGCACCAGUAAGGAAUUCAACCUAGCCAUACCCAUUAUGUAUACAGAACAUUGUUUUGAUCAUUCAAAAGAUGCUAUAGGAGUGUUUGCAGAAUGAGUACUUAAA